Ficedula albicollis (Collared flycatcher) is the source of this 1205-nucleotide messenger RNA. It is a transcript of the gene FGF16, whose product is annotated as fibroblast growth factor 16. Gene Ontology annotation, biological process: fibroblast growth factor receptor signaling pathway; positive regulation of cell population proliferation; positive regulation of protein phosphorylation. NCBI's taxonomy places the organism in Eukaryota, Metazoa, Chordata, Aves, Passeriformes, Muscicapidae. The transcript is spliced from 4 exons. Gene Ontology annotation, molecular function: fibroblast growth factor receptor binding; growth factor activity. The record is from RefSeq and is a predicted model, not a curated record. Gene Ontology annotation, cellular component: cytoplasm. Bases 1 to 624 code for a protein of 207 amino acids.
AUGGAAAUGACCAACGCCUCAGCUCUGCACGCUGAUGCCACCCGGAGGAGCCACUGCAGCAGAGCGGGUUGGUUGGCUCGGGGGCAGUUUUGGGUGCUUGCGGUUGUUUGUUUGUGGCGUCUCUGUCGCUUGGCGGGGUACGACAGAGGCCGCGGGCGACCAGGGACACGACAAGCCAGCCCGCGGCGGCAGCUCUACUGCCGCACCGGCUUCCACCUGGAGAUCUUCCCCAACGGCACGGUGCAGGGCACCCGGCAGGACCACAGCCGCUUCGGGAUUUUGGAGUUUAUUAGCCUGGCAGUGGGGCUGGUGAGCAUCCGUGGGGUGGACUCCGGACUCUACCUCGGCAUGAAUGAGAGAGGCGAGCUCUAUGGGUCGAAGAAGCUGAGCCGGGAGUGCGUGUUCCGCGAGCAGUUUGAGGAGAACUGGUACAACACCUACGCCUCGACGCUGUACAAGCACCCCGACUCGGAGCGCCACUACUACGUGGCCCUCAACAAGGACGGCUCCCCCCGCGAGGGGUACAGGACUAAGAGACACCAGAAAUUCACCCACUUCUUACCCCGGCCUGUGGACCCUGCCAAAAUCCCUGCCAUGUACAGAGACCUCUUCCACUACAGGUGAUGGCUCCUGCAGUGGCAGUGUACAUACUUGGGCUCCCGAGCUUUUCCCCAGAGCACUCUAUUAGUAGUCAUUCCAUCAUUCCUGUAAGCGUAGAUGACCUAGGGAAGCACUUACAUUGAAUUCAGACACUGCUGUUCCUCCUUGUUUCCAGUGUAUAUGGAACCUGGGUUAUUUAUGGGGUUGGGGGUAGGGGAAGGGAGGGAACCCUACAUUUAAUCUUCCAUUUUCGUUCACUUUCGUUACCCGGUUGCUGCAAGAGAGGCUGAAUAUUCAAUGUUGUGGUUGCUUAAAGGAAUGAGCUGGUCAGCAAACCUGAUCACUGGGGAAAAGAAAGCCCCAGAACAACCUAAAAAUGAAGAGAAGAAGACAAAGACCACAGAACUGCUGCAGAUGCUGCUGCUGAGCUGGGAUGGCUCCCUGCUAAGGAAAAGCCUUUGAGUGGUGCCCUGCUUAAGCAGCCUGGGAGUUUGCUACAUGGAUGAUGCUCCGUGGACUGGUCCUGAUUUGUGGGGUUCUUCCUGCUGUUGGGGUGGGAAUGGGGCAAGGAACAUUAUUCAGAUGUAAGCAUGGAUACUGUGCAU